AUGGUGCUACGCGCCAUCUACCUCAGCUGCACCUUGAGGGAGAAGCCCGACCUCGCGAAUGUACGAGCGGAUUGUCUAACCCAAAGCGAGAUCGCCCAGUCUGACAUUCCAUUUAAAGAUGACCAACCAAUGAUAUAUUACAAAAGACCGAAUCGCGCGAUGAUGCAAUUCUACUCUUUUGGCGAUGGCGAACUAGACAUUCUGCCUUCUCGGGAAACGCUAGAUAUCUUGGGCUCCAAAACGGAUCCCGCCCGAGCGACCCUUGAGCACGACUUCUCACGUCCUGCAUUCAACGCACAGCCUGCACUGGAUGCGACGGUGCUUAGCCAGUUGAACGUAGCACAAUUACUGGCCGACCUAGUUGAUCGAGCGAUUCAUACAACUGGACACGCCUCGGAGGACUUGCGGUCAGGAGCACAGCUCCUGCAUGAUCCCACUCCACGUAUUCCAACCCAAACGACAUCACGGCUGCCAAAAUGGCUCACCAGCUUGGCGCUACCAAUGCCUAUGGUCCUCAGAGACAUUUCCGCCACAGGCAGGCUUUUGAGGUCCAUCCACAGAAAUACUUAUACUGAUUAUCUCGUAGUGGAGCAGAUCAAUGUACGGACAGAACAGGCGUUGUUCGUCAUGACCCAAUCGACCACUUUCAUGCAAAGGGAUAGCUCACGGACAAUCGAGUUUAUCUCGCGAUAUGUCAAGUUCUACAAUUGUGUCUGGCUUGUCCUCAAUGACAUCAUUAUUGGCGUCGCCUUCGGGUCGUUCCUAUGCGAGAACCAAUUAUUGCUGUCCCGGAUCCUGGAUCAAUGCGUACAGCUGUACCUCGUCGAUUCCAUACAGCAUGCGCUUCUAUGGCUCGACAAUUGGCCUGCAGGACUCAAACUCAACACCGAGCUUAGCCAGUUCUACUGUCACACGCUCCUCGGCGUGGUUUCUAUCUGGGGUUAUGUCCUGCAAUGCGCCGCGCCGUACUUCCCUGCUUUCCUGUGGAUAGCGGGGACCAUGGGUGGAUGCGGCAUGACGAUGGUCGUCUCGUUGCUAUCAGACGCACUCGGCUUUCUGACGGCACAUCUCUAUGUCUGCUACCUGCUCACCACGACGGCGUUCAGCCAGCAGCUGAGCCUUGCAGGAUCUCUAUGGAAUCUGUUCCGCGGGAAGCGAUUCAACGUACUUCGGAAUCGGCUUGACUCGUGGGAUUACGACAUCGAUCAAUUGUUGCUGGGCACGAUUCUGUUCACGUUGGUCGCCUUCCUCUCUCCGACCGUGCUCACGUACUACGCGCUCUUCGCUGCAACUCACCUCAGCACAAUAACGCUCUGUGCUAUCCUCGACACGGUCAUUGCGUUGCUCAAUCACUUCCCGCUCUUUGCCUUGAUGCUUCGUAUCAAGGACCCGAUGCGUCUACCAGGCAAGCACUAUUCACGCAUGCGCAAAUAUCAGGAAGACUGA
Molecule: messenger RNA, 1446 nt
Organism: Postia placenta MAD-698-R-SB12
Lineage: Eukaryota; Fungi; Basidiomycota; Agaricomycetes; Polyporales; Adustoporiaceae
Exons: 6
Coding region: 1-1446 (481 amino acids)
Biological process (GO): GPI anchor biosynthetic process
Cellular component (GO): endoplasmic reticulum; membrane
Source: RefSeq, a predicted model, not a curated record